AUGUUUACUGUCAGAUACAGAUGUCAGAGGGACAGGAGGGAGAACACAGCAACACACAGAGCAGGUGAACAGGGAAACUACAUACUUAUUGAUUUAAAGAGAGGGGAGAGGAAUGGUUUUAACCUAUUAAAUGAAUCUAUUGUGGGAGAGAGAGGAGAAGAGCAUUGACUCUAAAAUGAGUCUCUCGGGUGAACACGAAACCAAAGAUAAAAGCCUAAUCUAUCAGGAGAGAAAAACCUCCCCUGUACCCAGCUGUGUGUCCAUGCAGAGUGACAAGUCUAUGGGAACACCAAUACGGUUCAAAGAGAGAGUCCUUUAUACUGAACACAGCCUAACCUAUCAGGAGAGAAAAACCUCCCCUGUACCCAGCUGUGUGUCCAUGCAGAGUGACAAGUCUAUGGGAACACCAAUACGGUUCAAAGAGAGAGUCCUUUAUACUGAACACAGAAACCAAAAGGAGACGUUCAAGACAACGCAAAGUUCAGAUCUCCCAAAAAGCUUUGAAAGGGUGGAUGAGGAAGGUGUGGAUGCUGAAAAUGAGAAGCAGGAGAGCAGUGCCAAAGAAGGGGCUCUGAAGAUCCCACUGCUUGUCCUGAGGAACAUGAACCAGGAGCCUGCUGACACAUGGGAGAAAAAUGAGCUUGCUAUGAUUUGCCAGUGUGAUCUCAAAUCUAAUCUGAAGAAGAAGUUUCCGUUUUUAUUUGAGGGUAUCGCUAAACAAGGGAACCCAGUACUUUUUAACAAGAUCUACACAGAGCUCUACAUCACAGAGGGUGGAAAGGGAGAGGUCUGUAAUGAACAUGAGGUGAGACAGAUUAAGACAACCAGGAAACAAGAGAGACCAGAGACAGCAAUUAAAUGCAACGACAUCUUCAAACCCACACCUGGACACGACAAACCUAUCAGAACUGUGCUGACAAAGGGGGUUGCUGGGAUUGGAAAAACAGUCUCUGUGCAGAAGUUCAUUCUGGACUGGGCUGAAGGAAAAGCCAAUCAGGAGGUUCAAUAUGUAUUUUCUUUCCCAUUUAGGGAGCUGAAUUUGAUGAAAGGUGAAAAACUCAGUUUGAUUCAACUCAUAAAUCAUUUCUUUGAAAUUGGAACUAAAAAGGCACAAAUCUGUAACUACAACAGCUACAAAGUUCUGUUCAUCUUUGAUGGUCUGGAUGAGUGCCGACUGCCCCUUGAUUUCAAGAAUAACAAGAGCUGUUGUGAUGUCACAGAGUCAACCUCAGUGGACAUUCUGCUGACAAACCUCAUCAAGGGAAAUCUGCUUCCCUCUGCUCUCCUCUGGAUUACUACAAGACCUGCAGCAGCCAAUCAGAUCCCUUCCAAGUGGGUUGACCAGGUGACAGAGGUGAGAGGGUUCAAUGACCUACAGAGAGAGGAGUACUUCAGGAAGAGAUUCAGUGAUGUGGACCUGGCCAGCAGAAUCAUCUCACACAUAAAGACAUCAAGGAGCCUCUACAUCAUGUGUCACAUACCAGUCUUCUGUUGGAUCGUUGCUACAAUCCUUGAGUUCAUGUUGACUACAGAUGAUAAAGUAGAGCUGCCCAAGACCCUAACAGACAUGUACUCACACUUCCUUGUGUUUCAGUCCACACACAGGAAUGUAAAAUAUGAUGGGAAAAAAGAGACAGAUCCACACUGGAAUAAAGAGAGCAUUCUGACACUGGGAAAAUUGGCUUUUCAACAGCUCCAGAAAGGCAAACUGAUCUUCUAUGAUGAAGACCUGAAAGAGUGUGGCAUUGAUAUCAAUGAAGCAUCGGUGUACUCAGGAGUCUGCACACAGAUCUUUAAAGAGGAAUCUGAGCUAAACCAGAAGAAGGUGUUCUGCUUCGUCCAUCUGAGUAUUCAGGAGUUUCUAGCUGCUCUAUAUGUUUUUCUAUCAUUCAUCAACAACAAUGAGAGGCUAAUGGAAGAACAACAAUUAACCAACAGGAACUUUUCAAUGCAGGUCAAAGACCAAGUUACAUUCUACAAGACUGCUGUGGAUAAAGCCUUACAGAGUAAGACUGGACACCUGGACCUUUUUCUCCGCUUCCUUCUGGGUCUCUCACUGGAGUCAAAUCAGAAGCAUUUACGAGGUCUACUGACACAGACCAGAACCAGCUCACAGAGUCAUAAAGAAACAAUCAAGUACAUCAAGGAGAAGAUCAGGGAGAAUCCCUCUUCAGAGAGGUGCAUCAAUCUGUUCCACUGUCUGAAUGAACUGAAUGACCAUUCUCUAGUGGAGGAGAUCCAAAGAUUCCUGAGUUCAGGUAGUCUCUCCAGAGAAGAACUGUCACCCGCACAGUGGUCAGCUCUGGUCUUUGUGUUACUGACUUCAGUAGAGGAGAUUGAUGUGUUUGAACUGAAGAAAUAUUCCACAUCCGAGAAAGGGCUUCUGGGGUUGAUGCCAGUGAUCAAAACCUGCCGAACUGCUCUACUGUCAGGUUGUGGAAUCACUGAGAAAGGCUGUGCUUCUCUGGUCUCAGCUCUGAAAUCAAACCCCUCACACCUGAAAGAACUGGAUCUGAGUAAAAAUGACCUGAAGGAUAAAGGAGUGGAGAAGCUCUCUGCUCUGCUGAAGGAUCCACAAUGUAGACUGGAGAUUCUGAAGCUGUCAAGUUGUCUGGUGACAGAGGAAGGCUGUGGUUCUCUGGUCUCAGCUCUACAGUCAAACCCCUCACAUCUGAAACAACUGGAUCUGAGUAACAAUGAUCUGAAGGAUGCAGGAGUUGAGCGUCUCUCUGCUAUUUUGGAGGAUCCACAAUGUAGACUGGAGACUCUGAGGCUGUCAGGCUGUCUGGUCACAAAGGAAAGCUGUGCAACUCUGGACUCUGUUCUGAAGACAAUCCGCUCACACCUGAAAGAACUGGAUCUGAGCUACAAUCACCCAGGAGACUCAGGAGUCAGACUGCUGUAUCGCUACUAA
Esox lucius (northern pike) is the source of this 2914-nucleotide messenger RNA. RefSeq names its product NLR family CARD domain-containing protein 3-like. Lineage: Eukaryota; Metazoa; Chordata; Actinopteri; Esociformes; Esocidae. The record is from RefSeq and is a predicted model, not a curated record. Gene Ontology annotation, molecular function: protein binding. The coding region runs from base 131 to 2914 and encodes 927 amino acids. The transcript is spliced from 10 exons.